Messenger RNA from Diabrotica virgifera virgifera (western corn rootworm), 3163 nucleotides. RefSeq names its product tRNA 2'-phosphotransferase 1. Gene Ontology annotation, molecular function: tRNA 2'-phosphotransferase activity. The record is from RefSeq and is a predicted model, not a curated record. Lineage: Eukaryota; Metazoa; Arthropoda; Insecta; Coleoptera; Chrysomelidae. Bases 47 to 340 code for a protein of 97 amino acids. Gene Ontology annotation, biological process: tRNA splicing, via endonucleolytic cleavage and ligation. The transcript has 3 exons.
CUCACUUUGACUUUGACUUCACUUGACAGGAGUUUUCAAGUGCAAAAUGCAAAUUGAAAAUAAUGAUACUCAUUUGAGUAAAACCUUAUGUUGGAUACUUCGUCAUGGAGCUAUAAAAUUAGGACUCCCAAUACUAGUGGAUGGUUACAUACCAGUCUCCGUAAUCCUAAAACAUCCUUCUCUAAGGAAAUAUUCUACAACAGAUGUGGAAAGGGUGGUUGUUUCAAAUGAUAAACAAAGAUUUGGUUUAAGAAACAGUAAUGGUGUACUAGAAAUUUGUGCAAACCAAGGACAUUCCAUACCAGGUAAAAUUGCGAUUUUGACAAUGUUCCCCACAUGAAAGACAAAAUAAACCUCAUUUUUGUUUUCAGCACAAACAAAAACAGACAGUAUGACUAAAAUUGGCCAUUCACCUCUGUGGACAGUAUCUCGAGAAAAAUAAGCUUCAAUAUUCCACAGCAUAGACUAAGAUCUUUUGAACUUUUUCAUAUAAACUUUCAUGCUACCAAUUAUGCCUGCAAUAAUCCAUUUGAUAGAACCUUAAGAUUUUUAAAUAGUCACUGUGAUAUAGAUCCUUUUAAUUUAAGUUUAAAUCAAUUUAAAACCAUGAUUUAUAGUAAACUCUAGAAUUAUUUCUAAGUAUUGUAUUUUAGAGUGUAGUUAUAAGAUAAAUUAUAUUAAAAAUAUAAUGUUAUUAUAAUGCUGUAAUGAUGUGAUCCCAUCUAUUUAAUAAAAAAAAUAAGCGUUUUUUUGAGUGUGUGCCGCUCGUUUAUAUGUGUAGUGUAUGAUGGUGAUAUUAUGUGCUUCGCGUUUCCUUGUGCUCUAUUAUUGGUAUGUUUUUGUUGUUCACUUCUUUAAGUAUUGGCAACCAAAGUACGUUGCAUUCUACUGAUGGAUUCGCUACACAUUUUUCUUCAUUUAGUUGCAUGAGGGCUGCUUCUUUGACUUUUCUCUUUUUCAUGUCUGUUUCCUUCAUGACAAUUGAUGCAUCUAUCCACCGUGUGGGACAAUGAACACAGACCACGGUGGAUAGCCAUUUGAAGAAAUAUCAUGUAUACAAAAAUAAACUGGCUGCAUGUGGUUCAUCCCAGUAAUGUAUCAGCAUUAUCAUUAAAUCAAAUCAAUGUUGCCAAUUCUCAGAGUGCACUGUUUUCAGUAGCCUCUAGAGCUGCAUUCCCGGGAAAUUCCCAGAAUAAAUUUCCCGGGUAAUCAGUAAAAAAUUGGAAAUUCCGAUUCCCGGCAAUUCUUACAAAUUUCCCGGGAUUUUUUAAAAUAUUUUAUUGUAAAUUAUGAGCGGAGAUAUUACUAACUCACAAUGAAUGAAUGAUUCUGAUACAAUUAUUAUCUCUGUCUGCUUAAUAAUAAUUUUAAAUUAUUCCACUUAAAAUAUUUAUUUUUCAAUUAUAUUUUAAACCUUCCAAUUUUGGCGUAGAGGCAUUUGAGAUGUGGAUUUAUCGACGAAUCCCUUAAGUUGCCUGGACCUCACGAAUAACAAAUGAAGAAAUCCUGAGAAGAAUUGGUACAGAAUGACAACUGCUAUGCACAAUUAAACAGAGAAAAACGGCAUACCUGGGGCACCUAAUUAGAAACGAAAGAUACCAGUUUCUGCAAACCUUAAUUGAAGGAAAGAUCGAAGGAAGAAGGGGAGUGGACAGGAAGAAAAUGUCAUGGCUCCGUAAUGUCAAACAAUAGACAGGGCUAAGAAACAUAGGAGACCUAAUACAUAAGGGAUAGAGAAAAAUGGUCAAACGUGAUCGUGAACAUCCAUUAGUGGAUUGCAUAAGAAGAAGAAGAAUUUUGGCGUUAAAUCAGAAUGUAUCAUAUCCGUCAGCAUAAACAUUCUUUUGUUUAUGCAACGAUCUGAUUCAUUUGGAAGCAUCCAGGAUCCAGAAUUGUAACAUAAAUAUUUAUUUUGAAUUAAAAUUAUGUUUAUGAGGAAUUAGUACAUAAGAAAUUUAAUACGUUAUUAUAUUGGAGCAAAUCAGCUGACCGGACGUUUAAAAAAAUUACUCACUGCACUAAAAAGCAUCAGACCUACAUCAACAGAAAGUGUGUUUUCAAUUUCAGCAAAUUUCUGUACCUACAAAAAAAAAAGAGCCAGCCUGCUUACGAUAAAAACCUGGUCUGACUCUAAUUUACUCUCUUUUAACGUGGAUAAGACAGUAGCAUUAUCCUAUAAAAGUACUCUUCAACCCCUGCUUGUUAAUAACAGCCAGAUCUCUACCGUUGAUUCUGUAAAAUUUCUUGGUAUUUUUUUAGACAGCAACCUCAAAUGGUCCCUUCAUAUCGAUGUGUUAAGUAAGAAACUCGCCUCAGCCUGCUAUGCUAUAAGAUCUGUUUCGAAAGAACUUAAUUUAGCAUCUUCUAAACUAACAUAUUUUUCUUUGUUCGAGUCUCAUCUUCGAUAUGGUCUUCCUUUUUGGGGUUCUAGUACAGCUGCCCAAUUAGAUGUUAUUUUUAAAUUACAAAAAAGAGCAAUAAGGUAUCUCUUUGGCCUCAGAAGAACAACACAUUGCAGAAGUUACUUCAAAGAUCACGGCAUUUUAACCCUUACAUCUUUAUAUAUUUUAGAAACUGUUUGCUUAAUUCGUAAACACAUGCAUGUCUUUCCAGCAAGGCCUCGUCAUGACUACUCCACCAGAAAUUCAAAUUUUGAUGUCUAUUUACCGAUCCCGUCCUCUGAGUUAGUAAAGAAAUCUAUAUUAUAUUCCGCAAAAAAACUAUACAACCAUCUUCCUUUACAACUCAAAUCUGCAACAUCUUUCCCCAAGUUCCGUAAAAUGACAAAAGCUCAUCUAUCUAAAAGACCAUAUUAUUCAGUAGAAGAGUUUCUUAAUGACUAACUAAGAAAUUACAGUAAUGUACAAGUAACCAAACUUAUCUAUAUUUGGGUGUCACAUGCAGCAGCUUAAACUUAUUAGUUCCUAUGUCUAUAAAUAGUUUACUUUGUUGUAUAUUCACUUUGCAAUUUCUAUAAAUUGUUGCAAUAUAUUGAUUUUAUUUUUUUUUCUUUACUUUAUUAACUUAUAUUUUGUAUUUAUGUAUAUUUUUUUAUAUUGACGAUUUAUCAAAUUUCAGAAAAUUGUAUUUGUUAUUGUUAUUGUUAGAUAUUAUUUAUUUAUUUUUUCUGACUUUAAUUAAGCUUUGUCCAUAAAAUUUGUAU